This is a messenger RNA of Xiphias gladius (swordfish), 2320 nucleotides long. It is a transcript of the gene alg3, whose product is annotated as ALG3 alpha-1,3- mannosyltransferase. The record is from RefSeq and is a predicted model, not a curated record. Lineage: Eukaryota; Metazoa; Chordata; Actinopteri; Istiophoriformes; Xiphiidae. The coding region runs from base 176 to 1495 and encodes 439 amino acids. Gene Ontology annotation, cellular component: endoplasmic reticulum. The transcript has 10 exons. Gene Ontology annotation, molecular function: dol-P-Man:Man(5)GlcNAc(2)-PP-Dol alpha-1,3-mannosyltransferase activity.
AGGAGCAGACCUGCACAAACACAUGACAUGCAAGAACGUCAAUAAACUGUCACAGUUUGCAGUGGGUGUGGAAUUAAGUAUUGACUGAUCUGAGGUGAGGAAAACGUUGCGUCACGUGCCGAAGUCGGCGCAUGCCACAUGCGGACUCUCUCCACGUCGCCUGCAAGCCGCCGAGAUGGCAGGAGGUGUGCGGAGAAAGUCUCCCGGUUCCCCGUCCCCUCUGUGGGGGAAGCUUCACUCCCUGUGGCAGGACAAACAUUUGGUCCUGUUCAAGACGGAAUACACGCUACUGGUCAUUUCUGUCUUGUGGUUCCUGGAGAUCGGGAUCAAUGUGUGGGUCAUACAAAAAGUAGCAUACACUGAGAUAGACUGGAAAGCUUACAUGGAUGAAGUGGAGGGCGUCAUCAAUGGCACCUACGACUACACCCAGCUUAAAGGAGACACAGGCCCCUUGGUGUACCCUGCUGGUUUUGUCUACGUCUUCACAGCUCUAUACUACAUCACCAGCCACGGGUUGAACAUCCGUCUGGGCCAGUACAUUUUUGCUGGUUUCUACCUCAUCACGCUGCUGCUCGUUUUCAGGAUAUACUACCGCACUAAGAAGGUUCCUCCUUAUGUGUUCUUCUUUGUGUGUUGUGGCUCCUAUCGGAUCCACUCCAUCUUUGUGCUGCGUCUCUUCAAUGACCCAGUGGCCAUGAUGCUGCUGUUUGCAGCUGUCAACCUCUUCAUGGAUGGAUACUGGACCCUGGGCUGUGGCCUCUACAGUUUAGCAGUGUCUGUGAAAAUGAAUGUGCUUCUUUUUGCCCCUGGGCUACUUUUCCUCCUCCUGUCUGAGUUUGGUCUAAUCAGGACAAUCCCGAAACUUUGUCUGUGCGCGGGCAUACAGCUUUUGCUGGGCCUCCCUUUCCUCCUGGAGAAUCCCAUUGGUUAUGUGAGCCGGGCUUUUGAUCUUGGCCGUCAGUUCAUGUUCAAGUGGACGGUCAACUGGCGCUUCCUGCCAGAAUGGCUCUUCUUGAAUCGCUACUUUCACUUACUCCUGCUGGCUGCCCACCUGCUCACCCUGCUGCUCUUUGCUUUCCGCCGGUGGAGAAGACCAGGAGAAAGCAUCUUCGAACUCCUCAAGGAGCCUGGCAAGAGGAAAAUCCCUCCUCAGGAGAAAACUGUGGAUCAGAUAGCUCUGAUUCUGUUCACCUCUAACUUCAUUGGCAUGUGCUUCAGUCGUUCGUUGCACUACCAGUUCUACGUCUGGUACUUCCACACGCUGCCUUACCUGCUUUGGAGUGGAGGAGUCAAGAAGAUGGCCCACCUGCUCAGGGUCUUGAUCCUGGGUCUGAUCGAGCUCUCGUGGAACACCUACCCCUCCACUAACAGCAGCUCAGGCGCCCUCCACGUCUGCCACCUCAUCAUCCUUCUGUGUCUGUGGCUGGCUCCGCCCCUGCCUUCAGCCCCAGCAGAAACACAACAACAUACACCUGUCAAGGACAAACGCCAGUGAGCAACAGCCUGAUCGGACCGGACGUCGUAUUCAGUCUAAUCAGCUGCUAAACAGCCUCCAUCCUCCAAUUCCUCUUUUUGAUCCUCACAACACUGGUGCAGAGGGAGGUCACUGGGGUAGACUGUUUAUACGUGAAUAAAAGGAGCCAUUUGAUGCUUCUCAUCUCAGCUCACUGCUAAAAGUGAAGGAAGCGAACAUGUGGGUGCAGUCUGCAGACAGAUACCUACAUAAUGAAAUGGGAUGUAGUCGUUCCUUGCAGUUGCAGAGAUGAAAAGAGGAAGAAAAUAUGGAUUCUCAGGUUUCAUUUUCAGAUUCAUUAUAGGAGGAGUGGAGUAAAGUGCUAGGAGGAAAUUGCGAAUGUUAUUCUGCGUGGAAAGAAUUUAUUAGAUAGGCUAUAUUUCUACUUAUUAUGUUACAACUACAGUCUGCUUAUAAUUCAUCUGGCCUAAUUAUUACUUCUUGUCUGAUAUUCUGAUGUUAUCCAAAGUCUUGUCAGUUGUAUUAAGAAGGCUUUAUAUUAACUUAGUGCAAAGCUUUAAAUUAGUUGCAAAUCAGGCAUAGGCUUCUGCGUGUCAGUAUUCUCCAGUACAAGGCCAAAACUCUCUUCCAGUAGUUAUACAAGUUUACACAAAUUUGUAAAACUAAACAAUACACAAUCACAGCUAUUUCUUUGUCGGAUUUGUUACAUAAUCGAUUCAUCCUUUGUUGUGGCUGGCUCUCUACAUUCAUCGGCCCAUAAGCAGGUUGAAUGUGGAAAAUAUGCAGUAGACUGAAACAGCAAAAUUGUAACAUUUUAUAUUAAAAAGAGAUGCCACUAAACCUUGA